UGUGCCUCAGUGACGUGUCUGCGGCGUCCUCAGAAGCUGCUGCAGCACGUGGAGGAGCGGAUGGUCGGCAGUUUGUCUCAUCGCUGCUCCGUCAGCGUCCUCAGGGACAUCAGAGACGCUCAGAGACACAUGAUCGACAGCGUCCGUCCCCUGCUGUCUGCGCCCGUCCAGGAGCAGCUGUCCGCUCCCUCGUCCUCCUUCGACCUGACCUACGACCUCGGCCUCGUCGCCCUCUGCGCCGACUUCCGAGAAAACAUCGAGUUCCAGUUUUCUCUGGGCUGGACCGCCCUCGUCACCCGCUUCAUCGGCGCCGCCAACGCCAAGCGAGCGCUGAGCGGCUCCGACCCGCGACUGCAGGAGAGCUCCACCUAUAAGGAUGAGAUGGUGGUUUCCAUAGCGACAGGUCUGGUCUCCGUCACGUCCCGGGCGUCCAUGACGGUGCUGGUGAUCGGUGGAGUG
Molecule: messenger RNA, 459 nt
Organism: Plectropomus leopardus (leopard coralgrouper)
Lineage: Eukaryota; Metazoa; Chordata; Actinopteri; Perciformes; Serranidae
Source: RefSeq, a predicted model, not a curated record